Osmerus eperlanus (European smelt) is the source of this 697-nucleotide messenger RNA. Its product is annotated as gamma-crystallin M2-like. The coding region runs from base 56 to 628 and encodes 190 amino acids. Gene Ontology annotation, molecular function: structural constituent of eye lens. NCBI's taxonomy places the organism in Eukaryota, Metazoa, Chordata, Actinopteri, Osmeriformes, Osmeridae. The transcript is spliced from 3 exons. Gene Ontology annotation, biological process: visual perception; lens development in camera-type eye. The record is from RefSeq and is a predicted model, not a curated record.
CAUCACCAAGAGCAACAGCAGCAUUACCAGCAGCUCCAGCGACAACUGAGCCAAAAUGACCGACAUGAACAUGAUGGGCAAGAUCACCUUCUACGAGGACAGGAACUUCAUGGGACGUUCCUAUGAGUGUAUGAAUGAUUGUUCCGACAUAUCCUCCUACAUGUCCCGCUGCCACUCCUGCAGGGUGGAGAGAGGCUGCUUCAUGGUCUACGACCGCACCAACUACAUGGGUAACCAGUACUUCAUGAGGAGGGGCGAGUAUGCCGACUACAUGAGCAUGUUUAACUGGAGCGACAGCAUCAGGUCCUGUCGUAUGAUCCCCAUGUACAGAGGAAACUACAGGAUGAGGAUCUACGAGAGGGACAACUUCGGUGGCCAGAUGCAUGAGAUGAUGGAUGACUGUGACUCUAUCAUGGAUCGUUACCGCAUGAACAACUGCAUGUCCUGCAACGUGAUGGAGGGCCACUGGCUGAUGUACGAGCAGCCCCACUACGGAGGCAGAAUGUGGUACAUGAGGCCUGGCGAGUACAGGAACUUCCACCAGAUGAUGGGCGGCAUGGGAGGCAUGGGCGGCAUGGGCAACAUGAGCUUCAUGAGCAUGAGGCGCAUCAAUGACUCUUUCUACUAGACAAUGUUUAAAUUCUGAUAUGCAUGAUAUGAAGAUCUCAAUAAAUUAUUGCUAAAAAAAGAAUUUUUC